AUGAAGAUUCGUGAGGUCAACUUCAAUGCAACGGCCCUGCGUGGGAAGGCCGAACCUCCCAUGGCGACGUACAUCAGCCCGCCACGGCCAAAUAAGCAAAAAUUGCUGCCACAGCCACAGUUGCAGCGGCAAUCAUGUGUCGCACCCACGUCAUCGCCUUCGCAGUCCUACUACGCUGAGGCCGAGACGGAGGUGUACGCUUCGUCCUUGCUCUCGUCGUACGCCGCCGCGACGGACCCCACGCGUAUGAUGGACCUGGAUGAGGGGAGCUACGCACAGUGCCCCUGUGCAACCUGCGCGCAGUACCGCGCCUACUACGCGAUGAAGAUGUCGGAAAGUUCGGAACUGCGACCUGAGACUUUGCAUGCGGCGCCCGCAACAUGCAUCCCAACUAUUUACGACCAGCAGCAAUCACUGCCACAAACGCAGCAGCAGCAGCAGCAGCCGUCCAUGAUGACCACAAUGCAGCGUCAGGACGUGCCGCCUGUGCUAACCAUAGGGGUGCAGCGGCCGAAGGUGCAGGUUGCAUCCCAUGCCAGCGUCUUCAACCAACCACCGCCACCGCCACCACCACAGCUACAGCUACCACAACAGCAGCAGCACGCAAAACUGUGUGUGACACCGACGGUUUCUGCGUCCAUGGCACAUGAUACGUUGCUCCCGCUUGACACUGCCGAAGAGUUUGAGCGGAAGUGUGUGGGCCGCGUGGUGGAGUUGGCCUGCACUGCCGAGGGCCGCUCCAUGCUGUUGGCCGCCGUGCGCUCGCAGGAUGCGAUGGUAAUCGAUACAAUGGUGAACGAGAUUGUCGCGGAUGUGGAGACAGUGGCGCUUGACAAUCAUGGUUGCCACAUUUUGCGUGUGCUGAAGGACUACAUGAAUGCCGAGCAAACGGCUUUGCUGGUAUCUUCGUUCAGCGAGACGUUGGUGCUCAACCUGUGCACCGUGUCGCAGUAUACGCGACGCAUUCUGCAGUCCCUCUUUGAACACCCCCUGAUUGAUCUCCAGCCCAUUGUAAACGUCUUGGCGUCCAACGUCCAGUACCUGGCGGCGACGCAGCAGGGAUGCAUCUCGCUCAUGCGGGUAUUUGAGCUCUGCAGCGCGGAGCAGAAGAUGCAGCUGAUGGCUCCCUUGGUGCCCCUCUUCACCCACAUUGCGUUGGAUCCCUUUGGCAACUACGUUGUGCAGUGUGCCAUUGAACACAGUGGGAAGACGGUGGCCGCGCAGUACACGAUGUCCUGCUUUGCCGGCAAGCUCCUGAACAUGAGCUGUAACAAAUAUGCGAGCAACGCCGUGGAGAAGAUCAUUAAAGUCUGCGGCGAUGUGCCCGCGGUGCGGCGGCUGCUGAUGGACGAGUUGAUCUUCAACCCUGCUGCUCUGCUGCAGAUGGUGCAGGACAGCUUUGGCAACUUUGUCGUGCAGUCCAUCAUUGAACACACGCAGAACCCCACCGAGCUGAAACGCAUUUGCGACCGCCUGCGCCCCGCACUGCUGAGCAGCCCUUACGCGUCGAAGAUCGAGGCGAAAAUUCGCACGAAGGUCUCUACAGUUCAGCUGCAGCAACAACCACACCGGCAUCAGGCCCCACGCCAGGGCCAAACGCGUCGGUCGCACCAGCAGCAACGCUGA
Molecule: messenger RNA, 1626 nt
Organism: Trypanosoma rangeli
Lineage: Eukaryota; Euglenozoa; Kinetoplastea; Trypanosomatida; Trypanosomatidae
Product: pumilio protein 9
Exons: 1
Coding region: 1-1626 (541 amino acids)
Biological process (GO): post-transcriptional regulation of gene expression
Cellular component (GO): cytoplasm
Molecular function (GO): mRNA binding
Source: RefSeq, a predicted model, not a curated record